UUCAAAAUAACGUAUUUGUGGUUUGUUUUAAACAGUGUUUUCCUCAGUCUGGUGAAAGCUGCAGAUUUAGAUGAUGUUCUGUCACGGCCUGGAGCAUGGACUCUCUUUGUUCCAACUAAUGAUGCCUUCAAAGGUUUGACUGAUGAUGAUAAGGCUGUAUUGAUAAGAGACAAAAAUGCUCUCAGGAACAUUCUCCUUUACCACCUGACACAAGGAGUUUUCAUUGGAAGUGGCUUUGAACCUGGUGUGACAAACAUCCUUAAAACUAUCCAAGGAGGAAAACUGUACUUGAAAAUAGUGAAUGAUACUCUUCUGGUUAAUGAACUGAAGUCAAGAGAACCUGAUCUCAUGGCAACCAAUGGUGUAAUUCAUGUUAUUGAUAAACUCCUAUAUCCAGCAGAUCUGCCUGUUGGAAAUGAUCAGUUGCUCACAAUUCUGAAGAAGCUGAUCAAGUAUAUUCAAAUCAAGUUUGUUCGUGACAGUACCUUCAAAGAGAUUCCACUGACGUUUUACAAAAUUAACAUAAUUGAAAGCAACGUGCAGCCUAUCAUCAGAAAGGAAGGUAAACGGGGCCUUCCAAUAUAUAUAUCUGUAUAUGUUCAAAUAUGUAUACAUAUACAGAAUAUAUAUUGUAUUUAUUUAACUGAAUAUAUUUUGUACUUAAUAACUCCAGGUUGUUCAGUACUUUGCUGGAAAAGCAAAGAUACAAAUAUUGUGAUUAGAACUGGCUGAAAUGUUUUAUAUGAAAAGAUUUCCCACAGUUAUUCUCCCCAGAUGGAUUUUUUUUUUUCCCAUGGGCAUUUUACAAACACAUUAUUUAAUACAACAUUUUUUAAAAAGCAUGCCUUUUAAAUGCCUUAAUGUUACUCUACUUUAUAUAAGUAUUACUGUACUUAAAGUAUAAAGAAAAUUGGAUUCUGCAAUUGAAACAUUUUUAAUGUUUUUGUAUUAGUUAUUUUAAAAGAUUUGUUACACAUUGAAGUACAACCAACUAACCAAACAUUAAAAGCAAUAGUUAAUUUCUUUAUAGAUUUCAAUCAGUUCUAAAUACCAAUAUCUGUCAAAUGCCUGGAAAAGACAGUUAGUCAAACUGUUUUUCUCAAAUCAAAAGCAUGUUUUAAAGAAUAGAUAAGUCGUGUGACUGUAGAGGACAAAAAGUGGGGCCAGAACUAUUAAAAACACUUGUAUUUCAUAGCUUAAAUAAAACAUCCCUUAGUUUCACUAAACCAGUGACCAUGCUUAUUUACUCCAGUUUCCUUCUAAAAUGACAACGCUCAAAAGGAAUCUGGUGGAGGUUAACUGAGAACAAAGGCAGUCAGAAUAUCUUGCAGAAUGUUCAUGCAAACUGAUUAGCCAUUGUUUCUGUGAAAACUCCCAUCCACCAGAAGUGAUGAGUUUGCUUGUUCUGUGUUUUGUCCCACCUAGCAUUAGAUACUAUCUUAUAUAUUUAUAUAUGUAUAUGCUAACGCUUGUUUCCUAGUCUCUGUUACGAAAUCAGAGCUACAGAGAAAUAGAAACAUGAAAUUGAUUCCAUAUAUUGUAAUUUGACCAAAAUAUUUUAGAGAUCUUCAUAAAAUGAAGGUGAAUUACCUUCUGGAGGUACCUGCUCUUCUAUAUUAAAUCCUAAGCUAGAGCAGAUAAUUUUGGCAAUUUAGUAUAGUUUGAAAGAUGAGGAAAAAAAUAAGAAAAAAAAUGAAAUGUCCGAGCACUUCUCUGCAAAUGUACAACUAAGUGCUAUUCACCAAAGAGGCAUAAAAUAUUUUCACAUGUUAGUGAGCAUUGAACUGUCACUCCUUACUGCUGUCAGUAGAAUAUUCCUGCUUUGGGAUACUAUUCAAAGAAUGAUCUCUGGCCAACAAAAUCUGCCUAAUAAUGAUUCAGAUGUAGUCCCAGGAGAGUCAGUUCAGGCCCUUUAUAGCUUGCUUGCAAUAACAGCAAUGAGUAGGAGCUCCCAUCACAACCACAUAUGCCCACAAUUGUCUGUGUAAAAAGUUGCACGUUAUAUUUUGCAAUAUAAUGUCUGUACGUUCCAGCAAAAAAUUAUGGCAGGAAGAUUUCAU
Meleagris gallopavo (turkey) is the source of this 2060-nucleotide messenger RNA. NCBI's taxonomy places the organism in Eukaryota, Metazoa, Chordata, Aves, Galliformes, Phasianidae. The record is from RefSeq and is a predicted model, not a curated record.